Nannizzia gypsea CBS 118893 is the source of this 258-nucleotide messenger RNA. RefSeq lists its product as hypothetical. The transcript has 4 exons. The record is from RefSeq and is a predicted model, not a curated record. Lineage: Eukaryota; Fungi; Ascomycota; Eurotiomycetes; Onygenales; Arthrodermataceae. The coding region runs from base 1 to 258 and encodes 85 amino acids.
AUGUCCAUGCUUCGGACUAGCGGCGAUCACCUCCUUAGUUACCCUUAUUGGCCCUUGCCUCUCAUAGGAACAGAAGAACCAGAAGAACCAGAAGAACCAAAGAACCAGAAGAAACAGCUUAUCAGCGUCUGGCCUGAGCCAAAAAGGCCAACCAGCUACCUAGGUAACCAGGCUACAUCUUCCACUAUCUUCUUAUAUAUAUCAACUUCAACCCCGCGGACUCUCACCUCGCAACCUCGAGACGGCUCGCACCCUUGA